Molecule: messenger RNA, 1927 nt
Organism: Lindgomyces ingoldianus
Lineage: Eukaryota; Fungi; Ascomycota; Dothideomycetes; Pleosporales; Lindgomycetaceae
Product: UMP1-domain-containing protein
Exons: 6
Coding region: 44-1609 (521 amino acids)
Biological process (GO): proteasome assembly
Cellular component (GO): membrane
Source: RefSeq, a predicted model, not a curated record
ACUCCAACCAGCAACAACUCCAACAAGAAAGCUUGGUUCGACAAUGAAACCCAUAAUAGCUAUUCCAGCAUGGUUAGCGAUAGUGUACAGGGCUUGGUCCCGGAAGUCUCUUACACCUCUCGGAUUAUUUACUGCUGGAGCGACGGCAAUAGCGCAUGCGGUGCAUCCUUGGAGCGUAUUCUUCGUUCUUCUGGCCGUGUUUUUCCUAGCUGGAACAGCCGUGACUAAGGUAAAACAUGAUAUCAAAGCAAAACUUACACAAUCCGCAACCGGCGUAUCUGGGGGAGAAGGCCCCCGAAAUCAUGUCCAAGUUCUCGCCAAUUCCGUGGUAGCCACAGCUCUCAUCCUGCUCCAUACAUGGCAGAUCUAUGAUGAUGGCUCAUAUUCCAAGUCUAAUUUGUGUUGGCCGCGAGGGAGCCAUGUUUUGGUUGUCGGAAUAGUUGCUAAUUAUGCUGCCGUGGCUUCCGAUACCUUUUCCUCCGAGCUAGGCAUUCUAUCGAAAACGAAACCCCGCCUUAUAACCGCCCCUUGGCGAGUUGUGCCUCCUGGGACCAACGGGGGAGUAACUUUGGCUGGACUCGCUGCCGGCCUUCUAGGAUCUUUCAUCAUCGCUGCAACCUCGACUUUAAUGAUACCCUUCUGCAAAGACUGGAACCUACAGGAAAAGGCCCAAUUCACUGGAGCCAUGACAUUCGCUGGGUUCUGUGGUACACUUCUGGAUUCGUACCUGGGGGCGGUCUUUCAAGCUAGCGUUGUGGAUGUACACUCCGGUAAGAUUGUGGAAGGUGAAGGCGGACGAAAAGUUCUCAUUCACCGCUCCAGUCCCUUGCAUCUGAAACAGACCGCAAAGCUUCGGAGCGAAGUAGUUGGUCAUGAAGACAGUAAAGAAGGAAUAGCGAAGACAUCCGGAUUCAGUGACUCCACCAAGGCGUCUAAUAGGAUGCGAGAAGCGGGUGUUUCGGGAGCGGCAUUUACAGAUAGGCAUCAUGAGAGCCGUCAUAUUGAAGUGGGACACGACAUACUGGACAAUAACGGAGUCAAUCUGCUUAUGGCAGUACUGAUCGGGGCCAGUAACUUUCCUCAAACUGCGUCAUCCACAUCUUGCCAGCUAACGAGCAACUCCGAAGUCAACAUGUCCCUCCGCUUCGUCCCCCCAGCCAACCACCCUACGCACUCCACCCCGGAAAACAGCGCCCCUUCCGCGCCCGGCGUCCACGACACCCUGCGCUCCCGUCUUGCCCUCUCCUCAGCCCCCAUCACCUCUACCACCACCGCCUCCUCCUCUAACCACCCGAUCCAACUCCAAUCUGCCCACCCCCUUGAAGCCCGCCUCGUGCAAUGGCGCCAAACGCAAGACAAACUCAAGAUGGAGAUGCUGCGACGCCAAUUCGGGAUCGCGGAGCCCGUGAGACGAGGCAUGGAGAUUAAGAUUACGGGGGCUGGGGAGUGGAGGCCGAUGGUGCUGGGGGGUGCGAGUGGAGUGCAUAGGGAUAUUCUGGAGGGUCGGGAUUGUGAGGUUGGGUGGGAAGAUGUGUUUGUUGGCAAUGAAUUACGUGAGGUCCCAGACUUCCAUACCGAGAUGGAGACGAGGAUGAAGAUGAACUGGUGAGCAGAGAGGUUUUUAACAUGCCUCGGAGAUUCAACGAGUGGAGAUGCAGAGGGUUGUCAACUCUAGGGGACGGGAUGCUGUAGAGGGCGCUGUUUCCCUCGAAGAAUUGGCCUCUAUUUUGGCAGUCGAUCAUGUGUACAACAGCCAUCCAUGUAGCUCCUACACCUCCUCAUGGGGGAGUCAUAGUAUCAAGGCGUCGAAGAUAUGGAGAAUGCUUCAUUUCCAUCCCUGAGAAUCUUUGUGUUCGGAGCACUAAACAUGGUUAUUAUCACGUCACCCCCGAGAGACAAAAAAUCAGUAUCAUCAACGAAAUCUUUU